Molecule: messenger RNA, 2856 nt
Organism: Lingula anatina
Lineage: Eukaryota; Metazoa; Brachiopoda; Lingulata; Lingulida; Lingulidae
Product: protein VAC14 homolog
Biological process (GO): phosphatidylinositol biosynthetic process
Cellular component (GO): PAS complex; endosome membrane
Source: RefSeq, a predicted model, not a curated record
AAUUACAGUGUAAGAUGGGUGCAUUUCAAUCGCUGAUAAAAUCGGCAUCAAUGCUAGAAAAGGUCCUUGAUGGCCAUUUCCUGACACUAAAUACCUAUGUUGAUAUAAUUAAACAGUUGUCAAGUUUAAUUAUCUACCGGUGUGAGAGAUACAGACGAUCAAAGUUGAUCAUUUUAACAUGGGGAGCAAUGGAGUUUACAGAUUGUUUUACCCUAGUCCGGGCGUGGCGGCCAUCUUGUGACGUCAUGCCGACUGUAAGAAUGCCUCGUUUGUUGCUCACGUUCAGCUUUGGCUGCUUGACCUAGAUUUGUUGAUAAGUGUCGCUUGCAUCAAAUACAAUGCGCAUUUUAUAAAGCUGUAAGCGGCGUUAAUCACAUGCAUUGAAAGUGGGACUCUACUUGUCAAGUCUAUCUAAAUGUAGUUUAUGGACGUGGUAACCAACUCGUUUUGAUGAACGAGAAAGAUUUUGCGCCGCUUACGGCGGCAUGUGUCCGGGCAUUGAAUGACAAACUCUACGAGAAAAGAAAAGGAGCUGCCCUUGAAAUCGAAAGACAAGUGAGAGAAUAUGUUGCUACUAACAACAGAGAGGAGAUCACCCGGGUGCUGCAGGUGUUGGGGGGCAAAGACUUCUCUACCUCGCAGAACCCCAAUGGAAGGAAAGGAGGCUUGAUUGGCAUGGCUGCCACUGCCAUCGCACUGGGGAAGGAGUCCAGUCUGUAUGUAAGGGAGAUGGUCAAGCCUACUUUGGCCUGUUUCUAUGACCAGGAUGGACGAGUGAGAUACUACGCAUGCGAGGCUCUGUACAACAUAGUCAAAGUGGCCAGAGGAUCUGUUCUUCCUUUGUUUAAUGAUAUUUUUGAUGGGUUGAGCAAGCUGGCUGCUGACCCUGAUCAAAAUGUUAAGAAUGGAUCUGAACUUUUAGAUCGUCUAGUGAAGGACAUUGUCACAGAGAGUAGUUCAUUUGACCUGGUGUCUUUCAUGCCAUUGUUGAGAGAUAGAAUUUACGUGAGGAAUGCAUUCGCACGACAAUUUCUGGUGUCUUGGAUUUCUACUCUUGAUGCAGUGCCAGAUAUAGAAAUGAUUGUCUUUCUGCCUGAGAUUCUAGACGGACUUUUCAACAUUCUUGGGGAUGAAAAUGAUGAAAUAAGAAAAAUGUGUGAGGCCUGCUUGGGCGAGUUCCUACAAGGUAUUCACAAGGAGCGGUCCAAAGCAGAUUUUGCUGCCAUGGCCAAUGUACUUGUCAUGCACAGUCAAUCAAAAGACCCCCUUAUACAACACACUGCCCUGUUGUGGCUGAAGGAUUUCUUGCAGCUCUCUGGGAGAGUUAUACUGCCCUAUGCCUCAGGUAUCAUUACAGCAGUACUGCCUUGCCUGGCCUACGAUGCCAGUAGAAAAAAUACCCUAGAAGUUGCAAAGAUUGUCAACUCCAACAUGAUCAGUUUGAUAGCUGCAGAGGCUGACGCGGGAGCCCAGUCCGCAGAGCAAAAAGUGCAUUCCACGGGCGGAAAAGAUGAAGUGAAAGAGGGAACAAAGUCUGAAACAGAGUCUGCUGCUACAAAAGUGGCCACAAGAACUGGUGUGUUCACAUUCAGUAAGGUUCAGGGUGUCAGCGAUGACCUCUUGCUGGACGUCGGCGCCGUGGUCCGAGUGCUGAUGAAAUAUCUGUCCCAUGAGGCCAUAGCCACCAGAGAGGCUUCGCUACGUUGGAUUUAUCACCUCCUGCAGAAAACACCAGAGAAGAUGUUUUGCUUUGUGGAUGACUUCUUUCCAUUGCUGAUGAAAACACUGUCUGAUCCAUCAGAUGAGGUUGUCCUGCUGGACCUUGAGGUCCUGACCGAAGUUUCCUCCAACCCCGCGGGUAAUAAUAUCACCCUGAACUACGAGGAGAUGGGAUUGCCCAGCCAGGCCAAGGUGACCAAACCCACUGGGCUGAGUGCUUACUUUGUGAAGUUUAUGGUCAUUUUGCUGGACUCUUUCAACAAGGACAAGCAGCUGCUGGAGGACAGGGGGUCUUUUAUUAUAAGGCAGCUGUGUCUGAUGUUGAAUGCAGAGGCCAUCUACAGAAGUUUCUCCGAGAUUCUUCUUCACGAGAAUGAUCUCCGCUUUGCCUGUCACAUGGUGCAGACACUGAACAUCAUCUUACUUACCUCAACAGAGCUUUUUGAUCUGAGGAAUUUACUCAAGGAUUUAAAAAAUGAAGAGAGUUGUUCCCUGUUCUGCUGUCUGUAUCACACAUGGUGCCAUAGCCCUGUUGCCACUGUCUCACUGUGCUUCCUGACACAGAACUAUGAACAUGCCUCAAAUGUACUUCUACUGUUUGGUGAUGUGGAGGUGACGGUGGAAUUCCUGGCAGAAAUUGACAAACUGGUGCAAUUAAUUGAAUCCCCAAUAUUUACAUACCUUCGCCUCCAGUUGUUAGACCCUCAACUCAACCAGUCUCUGAUCACAAGUUUGUACGCACUGUUAAUGCUUCUGCCGCAGGGGGAUGCCUUCAGAACGCUACGCCAUCGCCUGGAGUGUGUGCCCAGCUUUCAGUACCAGGUGGAAAAAAAAACCAUAAGUGGAACAAAAUCAAAGAAAACAACGAAAAGUAUAGACUUUAAGAAACUGCUAGAGAUAUUUAGAGACACUCAAGAAAAACAUAGGAUGUCCAAGAAAACAACCAGAAGAAAAGAAACUGCAAGACAGUUAAAAAUAGAUAAAGUAUAGCACCAUUUGGUGGUUUAUAAAAAUAGAUUAAGUAUAGCACCAGUUUAUAUAAUAUUCUGUGAUUGGAGUCCCGCUAUAACAUUUAUUUUUACAACCACUUUAAACUAUUUAUUUAUUUAUUUAUUUAAGGAUGAUUACAGCACAAAA